Messenger RNA from Cucumis melo (muskmelon), 1341 nucleotides. Its product is annotated as GDSL esterase/lipase At5g14450-like. The record is from RefSeq and is a predicted model, not a curated record. The transcript has 5 exons. Bases 126 to 1310 code for a protein of 394 amino acids. NCBI's taxonomy places the organism in Eukaryota, Viridiplantae, Streptophyta, Magnoliopsida, Cucurbitales, Cucurbitaceae. Gene Ontology annotation, molecular function: hydrolase activity, acting on ester bonds.
AAGAAAAUGGAUCUCUUACUCUCCACUAAUAAACAAUAAAUUCCAUAAAUCCUCCAAAACAAAACCACCCAUUAAUCAUUCCUCAGAAGACAGACAGUUUGUCUUUUUAAUUUAUUUGAUUCGAGAUGAAGAUGAAGAUGAAGAUGAAGAUGAAGAUGAAGAUGACGAUGAAGAUUCAAUUGGCAUUUACUGUAGCUUCCAUUAUUCUGAUUUCAAUGGUGGAUUCUAGAGCUUGUAAUUUUCCGGCCAUUUAUAAUUUCGGCGAUUCCAAUUCCGAUACCGGUGGAAUCUCCGCCGCGUUUUACCCUACCAUAUUGCCCUGCGGUCAGACGUUCUUCCACAAAACCGCCGGUCGGGGCUGCGACGGCCGCCUCAUCAUCGAUUUCUUCGCUAAGCAUCUAGAGUUGCCCUAUCUAAGUGCGUACCUCAAUUCUAUCGGAACGAAUUUUCGACAUGGUGCAAAUUUUGCAACUGGUGGUUCCACAAUUCGACGUCAGAAUGAAUCAGUAUUUGAGAAUGGAGUUAGUCCGUUUCCACUCGAUAUUCAAGUCGUCCAGUUUCGUCAAUUUAAAAAUCGCACAAUUGAUCGAUAUUUGCACACUACAACACUAGAUGGCUCCAUUAGAAGCAGUCUUCCAGUACCGGAAGAAUUCUCAAAGGCUCUUUUCACCAUCGACAUUGGCCAAAACGAUCUAUCUGCUGGAUUUCGAAAAAUGACGAACGACCAAUUUCAAAAAGCGAUUCCUGAUAUCAUCAAUGAAUUUGCAACCGCUGUUGAAGAUUUAUAUAAAGAAGGAGGAAGGGCAUUUUGGGUACACAACACAGGGCCCAUUGGGUGCAUUCCGGUUGCGAUUCACAGCAUUUCCAAACCCAACCCAGGAGAUUUGGAUCAAAACGGAUGCGUUAAGUACCAAAACAACGCAGCUUUGGAGUUCAAUAGACAGCUUAAAGAACGAGUCGUUAAGUUAAGAGCAAAACUCUUAGAUGCCUUCAUUGUUUAUGUGGAUGUGUACGCAGCUAAGAUCAAACUCAUAGCUAAUGCAAAGGAAGAAGGAUUUAUGGAGAAGGGGGCAAUAUGUUGUGGAUAUCACGAGGGGGUUGAUCAUGUUUGGUGCGGCAACAAAAAAAUCAUAAAUGGCAGCGAAGUGUAUGCUGGAUCUUGUAAAGAUCCUUCCAAAUUUAUAAGUUGGGAUGGAGUCCACUAUACCGAAGCAGCAAACCAAUGGAUUGCUAAUCAAAUUGUUGAUGGCUCCUUUUCAGACCCCCAAGUUCCCAUCAUCCACGCUUGUCCUUCAUUUUCUGUCGUUUGAUCAUGUUUCUACGCCUACGCCUACCUACCAU